CCAGCGCUCGGUAUCGUUUCGUCGUCAAGUCUCGCGAGUGUAGUGAAGUGAAGUUAAAGUGAAAAAGUGAAACAUUGUGUUGAACAAGUGAAGUGCAAAUUGUGAAAAAGGAUAUGCGCUACGCUUGAAGGCAAAAGGAUAUGCCUUGCAGGCCAUUAGUGGCGCCUAGUGAAGGAUCAGCAGAUCCUUAAAGGAUAAUAAUUAGAUCUUGUUUUGUGUAUGAUCUCAUGGUUACUGCGCAUUUUUAUACAAUUAAGCAGUAGCUUAUGACUUCCGCUGUGUGGUGAAUUUCGCCGAAACUGUACUUUUGAAGUUUAAAAAAAAUUAAUUUGCUAUAUAAAGUGAUUUGAUACUAAAUGACUAUGAACGGAAAAUUAAUUUCGUUUUGGCUAUUGUUGUUGCUGCAGCAAUGCUGCCAACAUAUUGCCGCUGAGGAUGAAGUGCACAGCCCGAUCAGCGCUGAGAAUGUGGACUUAACUGAAAAUAAUGACCGAGAAGAACGUGACUUGUUUUCAUAUUUUAGGAAAUCACCAGCGGCUCAGCCGGUACCACCAGUUAGCCUGAACUUAGGCGUCGGCUCGGCUUACGGCGGUGGCGGCGCUUACGGUGUUAAGACGAGCUACUCUGGGUACGGCCACAAUCAUGGUGGUGGUGGCGGUUAUGGUGGAAGCGGUGGUUAUGGCGGAAGCGGUGGUUAUGGUGGUGGUGGAAUUGGUGGUGGUUAUAGUGGAUAUGGCGCUGGAUAUAGUAGUUAUGCGGUUAAAGGAAAACAGUAUAAAGGCGGUUAUGGAAGCGGCAGCACCGGCAGCCAGUCCAGCUUCGACUUCUUAACGCAUGGAAAACCACAAAUUCCCCCUUACGGUGACUGCUCAGCCUACCAGUUGCCAUCGAAAAUGUCACUAAAAUGUCGUGGCAAUCAGUGUGAAGUCAGUUGUACGGCUGAAUAUAGAUUCCCUGAUGGUUCGAGCUCACUGAAGUUGGCCUGCAUAAAUGGUGAUUGGAUAAUACGCGACUCAGCGCUUACCACAGUGCCGCCAUGUCAAGCUACUUGCACACCACCUUGUGAGAAUAACGGUAUUUGCGUUGAGGCUGGCGUAUGCAAAUGCGCUGAGAACUUUUAUGGUCCAUGGUGUCAGAAUAAGAAGAGCUUUUGUAGCGGCAAGCCGCCAAUACCGCGAAAUUCUAAAGUUCAAUGUAGAAAUAACAUCUGUAAUGCUGAGUGCAUGAGCGGCUUUCAAUAUCCGGAUGGUAGUUCUAUAACGAAUCUCGAAUGUGUCGAUGGCGUCUGGUUUCAUAAGCAGUCAAACUCAGUAAAGCCACCGGAUUGUGCGCCGAUUUGUGAACCGGCCUGUCAGAAUGGCGGUAAAUGCAUCUCGUUCAAUAUGUGUCAGUGCACAAAAGAAUAUCGCGGCGAUUAUUGUCAAUACAGCGUACAAGCUUGCAAUGUAACCAAGACCGGCUUCAAUGGCAAUUUCAAAUGUAAAUACGAUGGUUUGGAGGCUAAGUGCAAAUUGUCAUGUCCAACAUCAAAGGGUGUAACGGUAGAGGGCGAUCUGGAUAUUGAGUAUUCAUGUAAAUACAGUGUUGGUGAUUUCUAUCCGAAACCAUUGCCCAAAUGUAUAUAUGCACCUGGCUACAAAAUUCGUGAUGUCUUUACAUAUUCCAAAUACAAUACAACCUACGGUAGCGGCGGUGGAUUAACCUUUGGCCACGGCCAGCAAUGGGCUACCGAGCGUGAACGUAUUCAAGCCAUAAUCGACAAAUUUUCGAAUGUCCACAGUGAGUGGUGGUCCUCAGAGGAGACACAAGUUUCGUCGACGCGCUACACACUCUACACAGAAGGCGAUGUCGAUGUUGUGAUCGAUCGUGCCCCGAAGCCGGCAUUGUGUACCACUUGGGGUGGCAUUAAUAUGAAGACUUUUGAUGGUUUGGUUUUCAAAGCACCGCUUUCAUGUUCGCACACGCUUAUCAACGAUAAAGUCGAUGCCACAUUUGAUAUAACACUCAAGGCUUGUCCAUAUGGCUCCGGUUAUGGCUGUGCGCAUGCGCUGACGAUCUAUUGGCAGUCCAUACCAUAUUCGCUGGAUAAUAUUAACGGCACCGUACAUCUCUCCACACCAACGAAAAAGUUCCCCAUACCCGUACAGGUGAUGGGCAUGAAAAUAAUACCGGUGGCAGAGCAUUUGCAAAUUCAAUUGGAGUCUGUUGGCCUACAAAUCGAUUGGGAUCGUCAUCAAUAUCUCGGCAUACAUGCCGGCCCAUUGUUGUGGUCCAAAGUUGGCGGUCUAUGUGGCACAUUGGAUGGUGAUAAUAAGAACGACUUGAUGUCAAAAGGUGGCGUGGUCGUGGAAACCGUUAAGUCUUUCACCGACUCCUGGCGCGUUGAAGACAGUUCUGAAUUGUGUUUAAUGGAGAAUAGUCGUGAAUUGGAAUUCGGUUCUGAGACUUGUGAAACGGCGAAGCGUGCGAAGGCUAUUAACGUGUGUAGUCGUCUUUUGUCGAACGAUAAACUAGAAAAAUGCAUAAAAGGCAUUAACUUUGAGGCUUUGUUGCGCGCAUGCGUAGAUGACUAUUGCAAUUGUCCGAACCGCGAACAUCCAGAGACUUGCAACUGCGAUGCCGUCUCUAUGUUGGCUAAAGAGUGCAUCUUCAAGGGUAUUAAACUGGAGCAUGGUUGGCGUGAUUUGGAAAUUUGUCCUGUGAGCUGUAGCUAUGGACGCGUUUAUUUGCCCUGCGGCCCGGACGUAGAGCCGACAUGUGAUAUGGCAGUGACACCCAACCCAACCAAAUGUAAUGAGGGUUGCUUUUGUCCCGCCGGUACGGUGCAGUAUCAAGAUGCUUGCAUCACACAGGAGCUGUGUCCGUGUACUAUGCGUGGUAAGGAGUUCAAACCGGAGGAGGUGAUCAAGAAGAAAUGUAACACCUGCACCUGCAAAAGCGGCAAAUGGAAAUGCACGGACGAGCAAUGCGGCGCGCGUUGUGGCGCAAUAGGUGAUCCGCAUUACCAGACUUUUGAUGGCAAACGUUUCGACUUCAUGGGUCAGUGCUCUUACUAUUUGUUGAAGACCGCUAAAUUGUCGGUAGAGGCGGAGAACGUGGCUUGUUCGGGUGCAAUUUCCGAGAAUCUCAACUUGGUGGCCGCUGCGGACAAUCCGUCGUGCACCAAGUCGGUGACAAUACGUUUUACGCUUAAGAAUGGUAUACAACAUACGGUGCGCUUGAAUCAGGGUAUGGCUGUGCAUGUCAACGAGAAGGAAAUCACUAAAUUCCCAAAAAUACUUGGCGCCGGUGAGGUGCUCAUACGUUUGGCCAGUUCGAGCUUCAUGACUGUAGAGUUCCCAGAUGGUAUACGUAUUUGGUGGGAUGGCAUCUCACGUGUCUAUAUCGAUGCGCCACCUACUUAUCGCAAUAAGACCGCCGGUCUUUGCGGUACAUUCAACUCGAAUACACAAGAUGAUUUCUUAACGCCGGAGGGUGAUAUUGAGACGGCUGUGGAGCCAUUCGCCGACAAGUGGCGUACCAAGGAUACCUGUGAUUUCCCAACAGAGACAGUACCUGGUCCACACCCAUGCAGUGCUAAUCCGGAAAAGCGCACCAAUGCCGAAAAGUACUGCAACUGGAUAAUGGAUGAAAUAUUCCAAGAUUGUCAUUGGACUGUCGAGCCGGAGCAAUACUAUGAGGAUUGUUUGUAUGAUGUGUGUGCAUGCAAAGAUGAACCGGACAAGUGUUUCUGCCCCAUUUUGGCUUCAUACGGUAACGAAUGUACACGUCAAGGUGUCAAGACUGGCUGGCGUAUGGCGGUGAAGGAGUGCGCGGUGAAAUGCCCGAUGGGUCAGGUGUAUGAUGAGUGUGGCGACACAUGUGCGCGCACCUGUGGCGAUCUGGUGACCAAAAACUCUUGCAAGAGCGAGUGUGUCGAAGGCUGUCGUUGUCCGCAUGGUGAAUACUUGAAUGAAAAUAAUGAAUGCGUGCCGCAACAUAAGUGCCCUUGUACUUACGAUGGCAUGACCUUCAAAUCGGGUUACAAAGAAGUGCGACCUGGUGAAAAAUUCCUCGAUUUAUGCACAUGCACUAAUGGGCUCUGGGAAUGCGAGGACGCUGGACCCGAUGAUGAAAAGAAUUAUCCACCUUCCUCACAAUUGCGUGCCGAAUGCGUAAAUCGGCCAUUCGCCGAAUUCUCCAAAUGUGCGCCCACCGAACCGAAGACCUGUAAGAAUAUGCAUGAAUAUGUCGAGAAUCUGGAGGACUGUGUGCCAGGUUGUGUCUGCAUGGCGGGUUAUGUCUACGAUACUUCACGUAAAGCCUGUGUGUUGCCAGAGCUUUGUUCCUGUCAUCAUGGCGGCAAGAGUUACUCGGAUGGCGAUAAGAUCAAGGAGGAUUGCAAUCAAUGUGUUUGUAAGAGCGGUAACUGGACAUGCUCAUCGAAUGGCUGUGGCUCAACUUGCUCCGUCUGGGGUGAUUCACAUUUCACCACAUACGAUAAUCAUGACUUUGACUUCCAAGGUGCCUGUGAUUAUAUACUCUCCAAGGGUGUGGCAGAGAAUGGCGACGGUUUCACGAUAACCAUACAAAAUGUCUUGUGUGGCACCAUGGGCGUUACUUGCUCGAAGUCGGUCGAGAUUGCGCUAUCGGGCAGUAUGCAGGAUUCUAUUACGCUAACAGCAGAUGCAGCUUACAUAACCGACCCGAAUAAAACACCCAUUAAAAAAAUUCGCGAUGCGAGCAACACUAAGGGUCAAGGCGCCUUCCACAUCUACAAAGCGGGCGUUUUCAUUGUGGUCGAAGUAAUACCGCUCAAACUACAAGUGAAAUGGGAUGAGGGUACACGCGUCUAUGUGAAACUCGGCAACGAAUGGAAGAACAAAGUGAAAGGAUUGUGCGGCAAUUACAAUGACAACGCUAUGGAUGACAUGCAAACGCCAUCGCAAGGCAUCGAAACCAGUCCGCUCAUCUUCGGACACGCAUGGAAGGUGCAACAAUUCUGCGCCAAGCCAACGACACCCAUCGAUGCGUGCAAGGAGCAUCCGGAGCGUGAAACGUGGGCGCAGCUCAAGUGUGGCGUACUCAAAUCGGAAAUAUUUAAGGAUUGCCACGCUGAAGUGUCUGUGGAGAAGUACCUGAAACGUUGCAUAUUCGAUACGUGCGCCUGCGAUCAGGGCGGUGAUUGUGAGUGUCUCUGCACUGCGGUGGCUGCCUAUGCACACGCCUGCUCCCAGCAUGGCAUCAAUAUACGUUGGCGUACGCCGCACUUCUGUCCCAUGCAAUGCGAUCCACAUUGCGCCGAGUACAAAGCCUGUACACCGGCAUGUGCUGUCGAAACCUGCGACAAUUUCCUCGAUCAAGGCAUGACAGAGCGCAUGUGCAACCAAGAGAGCUGUAUUGAGGGCUGCUCCAUCAAGCCUUGCGAUGAAGGUAUGAUCUAUCUAAACGACACCUAUAAGGAAUGCGUACCGAAGGCUGACUGCAAACCGAUUUGUAUGAUACGUGAUGGCAAAACUUACUACGAAGGUGAUGUCACAUAUAAGGAUGACUGCGCCACCUGCCGUUGUUCGAAGAAGAAAGAAGUUUGCAGUGGUGUUAAAUGUAAGGAACCGCUAACAACAACUGAACGUCCAUCUAAUAGUGUGGUGGAUAGCACGACACCACGUGCCUUUGGUACCGAUACGCAACCGAAGUGUGUGCGUGGCUGGACACGUUGGUUCGAUAAGGAUGGCGAUGCAACGGGCAAGACGGUGCGUUUGAAUGAUGAGGAGAAAUUGCCACGUUACGAUCGCAUGGAAAGCAUUUAUGGCACAUGUGUGAAGAAAUAUAUGAAGAAGAUUGAAUGCCGUGUGGUGGACACACACGAAUCACCUGACUAUAUGGACGAGAAUGUGCAAUGCAAUUUGGCAGAGGGACUCGUUUGUAAGGGACAAUGCCACGACUAUGAGUUGCGUGUGUUCUGUGACUGCGACGAAGCAACGACAACAACACCACCGAUAACUGAGAAGCCACAAAUCGGUCUGCCUUGUGAUUCUGUGAUAGCCGAGUAUAAAGAAUAUCCUGACGAUUGUCAUAAGUUCCUGCACUGUCAGCCGACGACCACAGGCAAUGGUUGGACUUAUGUGGAGAAGACUUGCGGUGAAUAUAUGAUGUUCAAUCCAACGCUGAACGUCUGUGAUCACAUAGCAACUGUGGAAGAGAUCAAACCAAGCUGUGCUCAGGUACCAGCAGAGCCGAUAACACCAAGUGAAUGCGCCGAAGGACAAGUGAUGGUGGAGUGUGCCAAUCAAUGUGAAUUCGCUUGCGAUUAUUAUGGUUCGAUUCUACGCAAACGUGGUCUCUGCAAGCGUGGAGAGCACUGCAAACGCGGCUGUGUUGAUAAGAAUCGCCCCGACUGUUUCGCUAUUGGCAAGUACUGGCGCGAUGAGACGACUUGCGUAGAAAUGGACGAAUGUCCUUGCAUGGACAAGUCAGAGAAUUACGUACAACCACAUAUGCCAGUAACCGGUGAGCACGAAGUGUGUCAGUGCAUUGAUAACGCAUAUACUUGUGUGCCGAAUGAGGUGCCGGAAUUACCAUAUGUUUUGGCCACCACCCCCGCCGAAGACGAGCAUGAGCCAGACUAUUUGCCAACCACAAUCGUACCACAUCUGAAAUGCGAGCCAGAACGCUUGAUACCGCUGAUACAAGGCGAUAAACCAUUGCCGGAUAGCGCUUUUAGCGCCAGCUCUACACUUAAUGCCUACAAUGCGCCCUUCAUGGCACGCAUUCCUGAAAAUCCAAAGAACAGCCUGGGCAGUUGGUCACCUGGUAUCGAUGAUCAGAUGCAAUAUCUACAGAUAAACUUCCCAGAACCAGAACCCAUCUUUGGCGUUGUUUUGGCUGGCAGUCCUGAUUUCGAUAACUACGUUACGCUUUUUAAGAUUCUAUACAGUCAUGAUGGUGAUUCGUAUCACUUUUUAGUCGAGGAGAAUGACGUACCACAAAAGUUUAACGGUCCACUCGACUCACGUACGCCGCAGAAAACGCUCUUCCAUAUACCUGUCGAAGCGAAAUCCGUACGCAUUUAUCCGAUAAAAUGGCAUGGUCAUAUUGCUAUGCGUGUGGAAUUGUUGGGUUGUGGUGAACCGCUCACUACAACCACGCCAACUACCACCACUGAGCAGCCGUUUGAGAAAAUUGUAGAGAAGACGACGACGACGGCAAAACCGAUGAAUUGGCAAGUUGAAGGCAAGUGUGAGGAUCGCAUGGGUGUGGAUAAUGGUCAAAUGCAUCCGAAACAAGUGAAAGCCAGUAGCGUUUGGUCGUUACCGCAACCGGCUAGGAAGCCGCGCUUAAUCGAUCUACUCAAACUCUCCUCACCGGUUGGUUGGCGACCUGUGGCGAAUACACCGAAUGAAUUUGUGCAAUUCGACUUCUUGGAACCACGCAACAUCUCCGGCUUCAUCACUAAAGGCGGUCCAUCCGGCUGGGUUACCAGCUUUAAGGUUAUGUUCUCGAAGAAUAAAUAUAUUUGGAAUAAGGUGCUAUACUUUGAUGGCCAACCCGAAGAAUUCCGUGGCAACUACGAUGCAAACAGUGAGGUCUUAAAUGUCUUCCGUUCACCCAUAUUGACGCGUUAUUUCAAGAUUGUACCAUCGAAGUGGGAAGAGAAUAUAAAUAUGCGCAUAGAACCAGUUGGCUGCUUCGAAACAUAUUUGGUUAAGGUAGAGGAGCCCGUGGUCGAGAACACACCAACAAAAUGUCAAGUUUGUGAUGGCAUUAAAGAUACGACCGCGGAAAGUGGAGAGUGCAAAUGCCAAAAUGGUUUAUACUGGGACGGACAGAAAUGUGUACAGAGUAAUCUGUGUCCUUGCGUCGACGAAUAUAGCACUUAUCCCAUUGGUUCCAAGUUUGAGAAUAAGCAAUGUGAAGAAUGCGUCUGUGUGUUGGGCGGUCAUUCCAGUUGUAAGCCCAAGAAGUGCCCGCCAUGCGUGGAGACCAAUCUGCGUUCCUUAGUUACACCGGAUUGCUUCUGUAAAUGUGAGCCUUGUCCGAAAUACCAACGCAUAUGUCCGUCCAGUGGUGAUUGUAUUCCGGAAUUAUUGUGGUGUAAUGGUAUACAAGAUUGUGCCGAUGAUGAAGAUGAUUCGUGCAGCAAGACAAUUGUGGUGACGCCUCAACCAAUCAUAAAUACGAAUGAAACCACUAUCAUCAAGUGUCCAGAGCCGGAAUGUCCACCCGACAUGAAGAUUAAGCUGACGGAGAAAAAACAACGCAAAAUGUCACAGAUGUUCGCCAGAUCCUACACCGAUAUGGAAGAGUUUGGCGAUAUGGUCAAAAUUACUAAGACUAAAUUCUUGGUAGCCGAAAGUGAGGAAUUCCUUAUGCUGCCGUCGGGCGAAGUGAGCGGUGUAAAGGAAGAAGAGUGUGCUGAAUUCACUUGUGUACCGAUACCUAAAAAAAAGAUAUUGAAGAAUGAGACCGUGACUUGUGUGGAACCCAAAUGUCCGGAGAACUAUGAAAUCGAGUUGGAUAUGUCGAAUGCGCAACCGGGACAAUGUCGCAAAUAUGCGUGCGUACUUAAGCCGACCAAGGAUGAUACGUGCGAGAUUAGUGGUAAAUUUUUCACCACAUUCGACGGCACUGAGUUCAAGUACGACACUUGCAGUCAUAUAUUGGCGCGUGAUAUCAAGAACUCGCACUGGGUGAUAACGGUACAAAUAAUUUGCGAAGAUGAGGCGCGUCGCGUUUGCCAUAAAUCGAUCACCAUCAAAGACAUCGAAUCGGCGGCCAUACUGACGAUCAUGCCGAAUAUGAAGUUGAAUUUCAACGGUUUCGAAUACAUCGUAUCGCAACUGAUGAACUCACCCAUCUGCAAGGCAGCCUUCGUCAUCUCGCAGCCGGGUCAAACGGUGUUGGUUGUGUCGCGCAAACACGGCUACUGGGUGCUUUAUGAUGACAUCGGUUACAUUAAGGUCGGCAUAUCCUCUAAGUAUCUACGCACUGUGGAUGGACUCUGCGGCUACUACGACGGCAUUGCGAGCAAUGAUAAACGCACGCCGGAUGGCACUUUGAUACAGAACACGGGCAAGUUCGGCGACAGCUGGUUCGACAAGAAGAUACCGAAGGAAAUGUGCUACCCACAAACGUGUCCAUUUGAGUUGCAAAAGAAGGCGUUGGCAUUGUGCAAUGCAAUCAAGCAUCCGGUGUUCGUUAAGUGCAACAAGGCGGUCAACUACAAACAGUUCGUCAGUAAAUGCAUGGAGAGCACUUGUGAGUGCCUGCGGGCACAUCCGGGCGAGGACAACACUUGCAAAUGCAAUGCAUUACAGGAAUUUGUUGGCAAGUGUUUGACAAUCAAUCCCAAUAUACAAUUGAGUGUGUGGCGUACAGUGCAGCAAUGCGAAAUUGCAUGCCCUGCACCAUUGAUCCACUCUGAUUGCUAUAAGCGUCGCUGUGAGCCAUCAUGCGACACGCUAAACACCGACGAUUGCCCAGUUAUACCAGAUGCCUGCUUCCCCGGUUGUUACUGUCCCGAGGGCACUGUGCGUCAGGGCAAGAAGUGCAUAACGGUUGCGGAAUGUAAGGAUUGUGUGUGCAACUCUUUCGGCAAAUCGCAGUUCUUCACUUAUGACAAGCGCAACUUCCACUUCAAUGGCAACUGCACAUAUUUGCUCUCACGUGAUAUAGUCUUACCGGGUCAAUAUAGCUUCCAGGUUUACGUUACCAUGGACUACUGCAAGCGUUUGGGUUAUGCUACGAAUUCGACCGAGGAGUCAUGCAUUAAAUCAUUCCAUGUCUUCAAUGGUGAUCAUCUCAUACAUAUUGAACGUCCGCGUGUCGGUAAGGUGCCACGCAUACUGGUUGAUGGUGCCGAGAAAUUUGUGCCAUUUAAGAAUUCUUGGGUCAGUAUGCGUGAAGUGAAUGGAAAGAAGGUUUUGCUGUCGCUAUUAGGAAAUCAUGUGGACCUGGAAGUAUCCUAUGAUGAUAUGGCUUAUGCGCUUUCGGUGCCCAGCAUCAAGUAUAGCGGCAAAAUGGAAGGUUUAUGCGGUGACUGCGAUCAUAAUCCUAAAAACGAUCUGCUUGAGAACCCCGCCAAGAAGAAGGGACGCACACCCAGCAAAGACUUAGCGGUCGUACUGCAAAGCUGGAAGGCUGAGGAACCGAAGUUGGGCCAUGAACUGCAAGUGUGCUCCAGUGAAAUUAUCACUGAGAACGAAUGCGAGCCGCCACCAGCGGAGAAAGAUGUCUGCCAGCUGUUCUACAAUCAACAGCUCUUCGGACAGUGCAAUACCAUUAUUGAUCCUGGCAAUUAUGUUGCAUUGUGUCAAAAAGAAUUGUGUAAGCCCGGCAAUCAUCAACAGAGCGCUUGUAACCUCAUGGCCGCUUAUGCACACCAGUGUGCGCAACAGGGUGUCUGCUUGAAUUGGCGUCGUCCCGACAUGUGUCCCUUCGAUUGUCCCAGCGAUAUGGUUUAUGAACCGUGCGGUUGCGCUAAGACCUGCGAUACGAUCAAGGCACAGCAUGAAUUCGACGCUGUUAAUAUGAAGACCGAUACGUUCGUCAAGACCGUGGAAUCAAAUGAUAUGUGUCUGGCUGAAGAACGUUUCGAAGGUUGCUUCUGUCCACCCGGUAAGGUAAUGGAAAAUGGUGAGUGCGUAACGGAGGAGUCGUGCGUGAAAUGCGAUGAUUUAGUGCACGCGCCAGGUGAUAAGUGGAAGAAGGAUAAGUGCACGGACUGUAAUUGUAAUCUGGAAGGAAAGGUCGAGUGCGUAGAACAGAAAUGCUUGAUUGAGGAGAAUAUCUGUGCGGAAGGCUUCAUCCCGAAGAAGAUCGAAACUGCUGACAUGUGCUGCCCACGUUACAGGUGUGUGCCGGAACAAAAGCUGCCGCCACCGGUUUCGUGUCUUGAACCCUUGAUGCCUGUAUGUGGUCCCGGACAAUUUAAGAAGCAGAAGACUGGACCAGAUGGCUGUCCACAGUUCAUUUGUGAGUGCAAGCCGAAGGAGGAGUGCGACCUAUUAGAAUUGCCACGCGCAUUGAAACCUGGUGAAAAGGUUGUGACGGAGGAUCUCGGCUGUUGUCCGACUCAAGAGAUCGUUUGUGACAUCAGCACAUGUCCACCUGCGUUGAAGGAAUGCGCCGAACGUUUCUACGAAGUUGUUAGAAAGCAGGAAUUGAACGAUUGCUGCCCGCACUAUGUUUGCGAACCACCGAAGGAUAUGUGCAUAGUACAAAAUGGACAAGGAGAGAAGUUCAUUAAACCGCUGAACGCAAAAUGGCCACAUCCGACCGAUCCUUGCAAGCAAGAGACGUGCACUUAUGGUCCAAACGGCAGUACACAAGUCAUUACCUCGACUGAGACUUGCGAUACCUUCUGUCCAGCAGGCUUUAAAUAUGAGAAUAAACAGCCCGAGCUGAAAUGUUGUGGUGACUGCGUGCAAGACAAGUGUGUACUGGGCAAUGAGCUAUACCCAGAGAAUGCUAUUUGGACGAGCCCUGACAAUUGCACAACCUAUUCCUGUCUGCGUAAAGGAGAGGUAUUGAUUGUAUCAUCCUCACAGGAGAUUUGCCCAGAUGUAAGCGCAUGCCCCGAGCACUUGUUGGUGAACUCCGAAAGUGGCUGUUGCGAGGUGUGCAAGCCGGAGCUGAUUGUGGAGAAUCAAAAGAAUUGCUUACCGGUUUCAUUGGCUGAACCUUUGACGCUGGAGCUUAUCGAAGUUGUACAGCCUGGUAUGGGUAAAUGCAUAAAUAAGGAAGCCAUACAAGGUUUCACAGAUUGCGAUGGCGCUUGUCCCUCGGGUUCGAAGUAUAACAAAGCUUCAGGCACACACGAGAAACAUUGUCGUUGCUGUAGCAUAACGGGUUGGAAGUCAGUUCCAGUGCCGCUGAUUUGUGACAAUGGCAGCAAGAUCGUAAAGAAGGUGGACGUACCAUCUACCUGUGGCUGCAAUCCUUGCGAUGAGACUACGGACUAUCAGAUUGGCGAUAAAAUUGACGUACGCAUGCACAAUUUGCCACAUUUGCUGUCUGGCAAACUCACUUAAGCACUGCACAAAAACAUUUUGAUUAAAGAAACGCGUUUUGUGCCUAAUUUUAAGAUUUGUUACUAAAGAAAGAUAAAAUACAAUUUGCAUUCGAAAAUAUUAAUAAAUAAUAAA
Messenger RNA from Zeugodacus cucurbitae (melon fly), 12125 nucleotides. RefSeq names its product hemocytin (gene Hml). The transcript has 39 exons. The record is from RefSeq and is a predicted model, not a curated record. NCBI's taxonomy places the organism in Eukaryota, Metazoa, Arthropoda, Insecta, Diptera, Tephritidae. Bases 357 to 12011 code for a protein of 3884 amino acids. Gene Ontology annotation, cellular component: extracellular matrix; extracellular region. Gene Ontology annotation, molecular function: chitin binding; protein binding.